AUGGUACCGGGGGCAGGGUGGGGAAGUCAGAGAGUAAAGGGCCAGUCCCACCAAGGUACAUGGUUGAUUGUAGCCUCUUCCAUUUCCUAUGUCACCUCCACUGACCUGCUGGUCUGGGUGCCCAGGAUACGCCACUGCAGACUGACCGGCCAGGUUAAUGACAUGGCAAGAGAUGCUGACAUCCCCUCCACUGUCCUCACACAUGUGGAGCAGAUUGCAGCAGUAACACCCAUCACUCCAGCUGUGCCUGGGCAAGGUGUGUCCGCUUCCAUGCAACUGGGAGUAAACCAGCUCAAUGACAGGAACCAGACUGGAGCAGGGGCUCGACCAGAGACCAGUGGAAUAGUCCCAGGGCUACCAGGUAAUCCUGGUAGACCAUUUGGCGUCUCUGGAUUGAGCUCACGACCAGCGUCCACUGCAGUACACCACAUAGCUCCAUAUGCCUACAUGGGUCCACUGAGAUUCCUGUGUGCCAGUGACGCCCAGGUGGACAUGCUCGUGGACAGCUUUAUGUUUUGGAUGGAUACAGUGGAGAUGGUGCGGGUGGCAGGACAUCCUCUGGUCUUCUAUUCGGGCUGGGUGUUCCCCAUCUAUAUCUUCUGCUACCUGUCGUGCCUGCGUGUGGUGGUCAUGCCUCAGAACCCCCUGCUUUCUUCACUAAGAGUAGCUCUGCAGGACCUGCCCUUUUUCUUUGUGUGUGUGGGCCUCAUUGCCAUUUUUGGCUUCGUCACACCCAUCCUCUACCUGAUGAAAAACCUGUUGGUCUGCCUGGCCUUUGUUUAUUUCAACUUGAUGACCAAGCUGAAAGUCUUCAACACAAAGAGGAUGCUCUUUUAAUACAUUAAGAAAAGCUACAACACUGAGACAUAGUUGGCCACAUCC
Monopterus albus (swamp eel) is the source of this 882-nucleotide messenger RNA. RefSeq names its product transmembrane protein 236-like. The coding region runs from base 1 to 837 and encodes 278 amino acids. NCBI's taxonomy places the organism in Eukaryota, Metazoa, Chordata, Actinopteri, Synbranchiformes, Synbranchidae. The transcript is spliced from 4 exons. The record is from RefSeq and is a predicted model, not a curated record.